Sphaeramia orbicularis (orbiculate cardinalfish) is the source of this 2330-nucleotide messenger RNA. RefSeq names its product protein tyrosine phosphatase 4A1 (gene ptp4a1). Lineage: Eukaryota; Metazoa; Chordata; Actinopteri; Kurtiformes; Apogonidae. The transcript is spliced from 6 exons. Gene Ontology annotation, biological process: protein dephosphorylation. The record is from RefSeq and is a predicted model, not a curated record. Bases 732 to 1253 code for a protein of 173 amino acids.
AGCUUCGCCGCUUCCUCUCAGCCCAACAGGAGACUUCGGCUCCACUCGGAGAAACAGCAUCGGCCUGUAUGGUGGAGAACCGUUUUAUAUUUUUACCGUUUUCUGGGGACCGGCUGUAUGAUUAAGCUACAAUCUUCAAUGAGUAAGCAUAUCCCACAGUUCUGUGGUGUUCUGGGUCACACAUUUAUGGAGUUUCUGAAGGGCAGUGGGGACUACUGCCAGGCUCAGCACGCUGCCUAUGCAGACGAGUGAACAGCCAAACUCGCCAUCGAUCCGACGCACUUGAGCCACAGGAGGGACCCCGGAAAGUUGGCAGGACCGGGACGCCUCCCAGAACCAGCGACAACUCGGCCUGGAUGGGGUAACUCCACCCGCUGCACACUGCCCUCGUCGGCUUCCGCCUGGCCAGAAUCAAGGUGGAACCAGCCUUGGUUUUUUUUUUUCUUCCUUUUCUUUUCUUUUAUUCCAAAAGAGAGGGUUUUAAGUUGUUUUUCUGAUUGUCCGCCCUUUUUUGGCUGCCAGUUCCCCAAAUUUCCUCAUUGCCUGUCACCUUUGUAGUUAUUUUUUUUCUGUUUUCAAUAUUCUUGCCAACUUUGGAAGAAGACCGGAGGAGUUCUACUUGUUGGACAUUUUCGUUUAACAUUCCCUCCGAGUUAAACUGUUUACAUUUGUGUUGUUACUCUGUGGAAGACAUUUUUGGCUUUUGUUACUUUAAUUUUUACGUCAUCACAAUGGCUCGUAUGAACAGACCAGCCCCUGUGGAGAUCACUUACAAAAACAUGCGGUUUCUCAUUACCCACAAUCCCACCAACGCCACCCUGAACAAGUUCAUUGAGGAGCUGAAGAAAUAUGGAGUCACCACGGUUGUUAGAGUUUGUGAGGCCACAUACGAUGCAACUCUGGUGGUGAAGGAGGGGAUCCAGGUUCUGGAUUGGCCGUUUGAUGAUGGAGCCCCUCCCUCCAACCAGAUCGUCGAUGAUUGGCUGAACCUGCUGAAGCUGAAGUUCAGGGAGGAGCCCGGCUGCUGCAUCGCUGUCCACUGUGUGGCAGGACUGGGGCGAGCUCCUGUUCUGGUUGCACUCGCCUUGAUCGAAUGUGGGAUGAAAUACGAAGAUGCUGUCCAGUUCAUUCGACAGAAGCGUCGGGGAGCGUUCAACAGCAAGCAGCUGUUCUAUCUGGAGAAAUAUCGUCCAAAGAUGCGCCUGCGCUUCAAAGACUCCAACGGCCAUCGCAAUAACUGCUGCAUCCAGUAGAGCCAAACCCUGAGCCACGCCAAGCCCACACAACGGAGGAGUUCAACCAAACCUUGCUAGCUCAUCACCUGGCAGGCUGGUUUUCUUAGUCAUUGUGUUGAAGUACUUUCCUUUGGAGAACCAUGCUCUAUAAUUCUACUGUCCCCUUCCCUCUCCAGGUUCAAAGUGUCAAAAAAGGAAAAAGAGUCAAGUGAACUGGAGUCGUUGUUUUCUCUUCAUGUGCCCGUUAAAAGAAAAAAAUAUAAAAUUUAAAAAAAAAAAAAAAAAAAAAGAGGAAGGGCAGCGCUGAGUCGUGUAUCAUUGUAAAAUGUUGGAUUAAUUGUUUUCUGCAAAACGCAUCCCAAAGAUUUUGAUUGGCCAGUGCGUUUACAUUGCCUGAGAAUGUGCUUAAACAACAUUUCUGAUUUAACAUUAUCAUGAUGUACCCCGUUCAGUUUUCGGGUUCCGUUUCAAGACUGACUAGAAAGAGGUAUGCCUGCCUUCAAAUCAGAUGGUUCUUCCAUAAAUGCCUUACAAUCGAAGUGGAACAAAGGCAAUCGAGGCGGGAGUCGACUCCCACCGGCAUUUGGAAAAGGUGUUUCAUUUUUCUACUCGGAACAAAAACAAAUUGUUGCCUUUGUCUCGUGCAGGAAGUCUUACACAUUUACGCCCUUUCAGUAACUAUUUUUUAAUAUGAAAUGCUUAAUUGUUGCUAUAUUUGUCAAUUGAAAGUCUAGGAACUCGUACUGUUUAAUUUUCUCCAUCACACCUUCUCUUUACUAAUUAACUGCCAUGUGCAAAAUGUGAUUUAUUUUUAUUUCUUGUUUUUACAUUUUUUAGUUUUUUUUUUUUUUUUUCCCUUUUUUUGCUUCAAACUGGACUUCCAACGUCUGCGAUAUUUUGUAUGCCUUUUUAUUUGAUGUCCGUAACUUAAGACUUGGAUACUUGAUGAUUUUAUGUAUUUGAAAAUGUGUACUAUUAUUAUUAGGUUGGCUAUUUAUACUAUCAAUGGAUGUGUGAUUUAGUACCGUGAGCGACAAACUUGUACCUGUUCACCAACUUGUGAGAGUACAUUAAAAUGAUACACUGAAAAACAAA